ACCUUUUGUCUGCUCUCUGAACUUAUUUUCAUAGAUAUUAUUUUCAAACAUUAACUCUAUGCCAUGUACUCCCCUAAGCCUUUACACAUUUUGUCUCAUUUAAUUCUCACAAGAUCCCUGAGUCAGACACUAUUAUUAUCCCUCAUUUUAUAGAUGAGGAAAUUGAGGCACAGAAAGAUUAAGUAACCUGCCCAACAUUGCAUAGCAACCAGUGGCAGAGCUGGUACACCACCAGCUUGUUCAAUAAAGGAUGACACUGAGGAUGAUGAUGACAGACACGUGCAUUGUGUUCACUGUGUGCUGGGCACCAGUCUAUACACCUUACAUAUCCCAGUACAUUCAUUCUCACAGAACCCUAAGAGGGAGGUACACUUAACUGCAUUGUACAGAUAAGGAAACUGAGGCACAAAGAUGUUAAGUGAUUCGUCUAAGUUGAACAGUUAUACUGCCUAAGAAAGGGAAAAGACUAACUUGUGUUUGGCACAGAUCCCAGCUGGGAUUCACCUCAGGUCUGUCUGACCCCUGACUGCAGCCCCUCUAUUUCCCCGAGGUGGGUACCUCUGACUUAAGGCUCAGACAGACCCUUACCUAUCAUUGUCCUCAUCCAGUGAGACCCUCUCAAAGUGCAGAUGCAGCCGGCAUCCCUCAGCUGCUUCAAUGACCCAACGGCAGAGCUGUUGCAUCCAACCUUUGCUGGGACCUGGUCUUGGGAUGACCUCUGCUGUAUAAGCUCACCCCAGAAGACAAGACCUUUUCCAGGCUACCACCCAGACCAGGCAAGGCUCAUCAAGAAGGGCUUUCUGGAAGAAGUGCACCAAAGCUGGGUCUUGUAGGAGAGAGGUGGAGUUGACAGUGGCCACCCCCAGGGUUGCUGUGAGGAGCAAAUGAAACAGCAGUUGGUGAAAAGGUUUUCUAAGUUUCCUGGAGAUGUCCCCUCUGCCCAGCAUGGCUCCUGUUCUUCCACCAGCAGCCCAGAUGCCUCACCCUGAUAGUGGAUCCUGAAGCCACCGCCCCUUGGGACCCGUGGGCUCUGGAAGUGCAGGAGCAGCCGAAGUUCAUGUGGAAUGAGCUUUCUGCUCCUCCAGGAAAAUGGCAAGUUGCUACGUUUAUGAGAAGUCUAAGGGGUGACGGACCGCGAUCUGGGGAGGGGAGACCUCCUCUUACAUACAACAUGAUCCCAGCCAACUGUCAGAUAGCUUCAACUUUGAUUAUUUGUCUCCUGGCCUCCUCUAACACCUCUGGAGGGCUCUUUUCAGCACCACUAACGAACGGACAGCUCUUCUCGGCCGAGUCUGAGCUGGCCCGGCCCCUGGAGCCGAGGACGAUUGCCUGAAGCCGCCUUCACUGUCAGACUCCGGCCGCGGGCUGGCUCUGGUGUAGACGGAGGAGGGGGUCACAGGCCCACUGGUCGAGGAUCGACCGGCCAACCCACAGGCCACAGACCGCAGCGUAAGGGUCCGCUGUCCGCCAGCACCCGCCAAGUUAACAGUCCUCGCGAUUGCCACUUCCCUUGCGUUACCACGCCCCCUCAGCCCCCGCCCCUUCUUUUCGCAUUGCGGGGCACUUAGAGGCCGGGGCCCGCGGUUGGGGAAUGAAAAGGCAAAUCCGGAGACACCCCCCACCCACACUGCGCAGUUGCGGCGACCACUGGGUGGGGGCGGGGUAGCUAAACUGAGAGGACUGUGGGGAGGGGUGACGUCAGGGUGAGUGGGAGCCAAGGCAGAAGCGAGAGAGAAAUGGAGAGUGGACCUGCAGGUCGGGUCGAGUGAGAAGCGAGGGCAGGAAGGAAAGGGGGGAGGAAGGAGGGAGAAGCCCUUGCGAAGGAGGACUGGUUGCGGGUUCCUGGGGCUUCGGGUCCAGGUAGGGUAGGAACUGCAGCCGGGAAAGCUACAGUGAAGGGGUGAAGGGGGGAGAAAAGAAGAGAGGGGGAGACAGGGUGGGUAAAGAAGAGGCAGAGGAGAAAGAGCAAACUGCCGGAAGGAGAAAGGAGAGAGGAGGAGGGGUGUAAGAGGGAGAGAGGAGAGGGAAAGAAAGGGAAGGAGGGUUAGAGGUACCUGAAGGAGGCGAGAAAGAGGAAGACCCAGGUGGAGAGAGACCUCCUGAGGAGAAAAAAUAACAGUGGGAAUGUGGAAGGGAAACAGCCCAGGGGGUAACCAGGGAGCAGGCAUGGAGGGAGCUGGUGGAGAAUUGGGGGGGCAUGGGAACUGGGGUAGAGAAGAUGCCUCAGGUCUCUUGGCCAGGGCCUCCCUGCCCAUCAUGCUCACCUGGCCAUUGCCCCUGGCCUCCUCAGCCCUCACCCUGCUCCUGGGAGCCCUCACUUCCCUUUUCCUCUGGUACUGUUACCGCCUGGGUUCUCAGGACAUGCAAGUCCUGGGGGGUGGGAGUUCAGCUGUGGGUGUAAGUAGUGGGCCUGGGGGAUGUUCUAAGGCUGGCAGGCCAAGCCCAGGGAGCUCUAGGGAGCCUGGGGAAGGACCUGGGACAGAAGGUCUAGUGAGUAGUCGCCUUCGAGCCUAUGCCCAGCGCUACUCCUGGGCAGGAAUGGGUAGGGUGAGGCGGGCAGCACAGGGUGGCCCAAGCCCUGGGAGAGGGCCAGGGGUCCUGGGCAUUCAGCGCCCAGGCCUGCUCUUUCUGCCAGACUUACCUUCAGCCCCCUUUGUGCCUCGGGAUGCCCAGUGGCAUGAUGUGGAGCUCCUGGAGAGCAGCUUCCCUGCCAUUUUGAGGGACUUUGGGGCUGUAAGCUGGGACUUCUCAGGAACUACCCCUCUGCCUCCGGGCUGGUCCCCACCUCUGGCCCCUGGGUGCUACCAGCUUCUGCUGUACCAAGCAGGCCAGCGCCAACCCAUUAACUGCCGCCGGUGCCCGGGAACCUACCGGGCCUUAAGGGCGCUGCGGAGCUUUAUGAGUGCCAACGCUUUCGGCAAUGCUGGCUUUUCUGUCCUACUGCCUGGGGCCCAGCUUGAGGGCCGCUGUGGGCCCACAAAUGCCCGGGUCAGAUGCCAUCUGGGCCUGAAGAUCCCUCCUGGCUGUGAGCUGGUGGUCGGAGGUGAGCCUCAGUGUUGGGCUGAGGGACACUGUCUACUGGUGGAUGACUCCUUCCUGCACACAGUGACUCAUAAUGCUACCAGCCCCAGGGAAAGGUUUGGGCGAUGGGCUCAUGUUCCCUCCCAACCAACUCAUCAGGCACCUCCUUUAACACAGCCAUCUCUCUGGCCCUCCCCUCCCCAGAAGCCAGCACCAGACCCUCAACUCAAUUUUAUUCCAAUAAUUUAAUAGAAAAUUAAAAUAAUAAAUAAUAUGA
Messenger RNA from Manis javanica (Malayan pangolin), 3298 nucleotides. Lineage: Eukaryota; Metazoa; Chordata; Mammalia; Pholidota; Manidae. The record is from RefSeq and is a predicted model, not a curated record.